Molecule: messenger RNA, 807 nt
Organism: Daucus carota subsp. sativus
Lineage: Eukaryota; Viridiplantae; Streptophyta; Magnoliopsida; Apiales; Apiaceae
Exons: 1
Coding region: 1-807 (268 amino acids)
Molecular function (GO): zinc ion binding; nucleic acid binding
Source: RefSeq, a predicted model, not a curated record
AUGGAAAAGUGUUUUGUGUUUGUUCCAGUAAGUGUAGAACAGAAAACAAAGUUUGCCAGUCAUUACUUAAAGAAUGAAGCGACAUAUUGGUGGGAAUCUGUUAAGAAUAUGGAAGGUACGCUUGAAAUUACUUGGGAAAGGUUUAAAGAAUUGUUUCUAGAGAAGUAUUUUCCUAGGUUUCUUCAGGAUCAGAUGGAAUUGAACUUUUUAGAGUUGAAACGAGGAAAUAUGUCUGUGGUGGAGUAUGAGAAUAAGUUUGCGGAAUUGGCCAGGUUUAUGCCAACUUAUGUAGAGACAGAUAGGCAGAAAGGAAAGAGGUUCCAGCAAGGUCUGAAGCCUUGGAUUAGAAGCAAGUUAGCUAUUUUGCAAUUGGAUACUUAUGCGGCAGUUGUUGAGAAAGCGAUGAUUGCGGAGACAGAAAAUGAGUUGUUCCAGAAGUCUAAGGAGAAUAAGAAGAGAAAGCUAGACAAUAGAGAAGGACUAUCUUAUCAAGGGAGAUUCCAGAAGAAAGGGAAAUUUCAAGCAGGACGAAAUCCUAACUUUAAAAAGCUGAACAUAGGCAGUAGUGGUCAAGGUGGACGUUUCAUUAUGGGAAAUCAGGCCAAUCAGCAGAGGCCUUCAAUACCAGAAUGUCAGAUAUGUGGCAAGAGACAUGGAGGAAUAUGCAACAAGUUGAACGUGGUGUGUUUUAAGUGCAAUCAGAAAGGACAUUAUUCUAGGGAAUGUCAGAAUCAACCAGUGAUAAGAGAUCAAGCAAAUAAAAGCUCAACAAGUAAGACUCCAAGCCAUAGGAUAUACAUGUUUUAA